Messenger RNA from Suillus subaureus, 1640 nucleotides. RefSeq lists its product as uncharacterized. The transcript is spliced from 5 exons. NCBI's taxonomy places the organism in Eukaryota, Fungi, Basidiomycota, Agaricomycetes, Boletales, Suillaceae. The coding region runs from base 148 to 1314 and encodes 388 amino acids. The record is from RefSeq and is a predicted model, not a curated record.
UGACGGGCCACAGCAUACAAGGUAUCGAGGUCCACACAAGUAUAUGAUGUAGAAAGAGCCACAGCAACUUCUAAUUGUUCUUCUUCAUAUAAGAUUCAAGGUUAUCUACAACGAGUUCACCAAAACGCCAUAAUUCCCUUUGAUACGAUGGUCCUCUCCGCACCUGACCUCGAGAAUGAAAUCUCGAACUCAGUCGAUAAGCUGCAGAAGUUGUACCCGGGCGAACUUGAUGCAAAGAAACACCUAUACUUGCCCCAUGGAAAGUAUGCAUUCGCCGCUAAACACACAUUCCAUGGGAAGAACAAAAAGCAAAUAGGCCAUCUCUCAGGAUGUGGAUACCGUAUAAACGUCCGAAGUGGCGUUAUUGCCGGGCACAAUGUUACCUGUCUCUGGAAAACCUGGGAUGUUUCCAAAUCAUGGAGAGAGUUCUUUCAAGAGGUAUUCUGUCCUAUGCCUAUAUGUUUGCAUUAUCCUGACACCGCUUCGAAGUUAUACUUCUACUCCCACCCCGAGCUUUUGAGAUGGCUUCAAGGAAUCGUCGUUUCGCACGUAAUUGGUGUACAGGAUGGAUCUAAUGGACAGAAGAGUAUUUUCAUGGAAACACCUCAUCACAUACUCUGGCAUACAGCACAUCUAGGCUUGUCCAUUGGCGAGAAACAGGCGGUUAUUCGAGCUUACGAAACCUUGCAUGCACACGGUAUCCUGCACAAUAACAUCAGCGCCCAUAACAUAUGCAUAGAUCAAGAUAUGAACGUUACGCUGCUAAACUUUGAAAAGGCCUGCUGCUUGAAAGACAAGGGGAUAGACGAAGUCCCCGAGUGUGAUCAGGAGGCGCUGGCGCGGGAAAUGCGACAAGUUAAAUACUUGAUUUCCUACAUGGACGCGAGGCUUAUUGAAACCGGAAUCAUCACCACUCCACAAGCCCCUACCGGUGAACAGCAUACCCAGGCGCUCCACCCCGACGAUUUUGUUCGCUGGCUUAAACAUGUUGAAAACACCCAUACCAUACCGAUCGAGAUGCGCAAUCGGCCAAUUCCAAAUGACGGACGUAGAAAACCCAAGAAAAAGGUCAAGGUUGGAGCAAUCAGUCGGUGGGAAUCAGGGGGGCCUGUGCAGGACGCUGGUAAUUCUGGAAUAUAUAGUGAACCGAUCGUGCCUCACAUUCUUCUGCCAACUGUCCAAUCGUCAUCCUCCGCAAUCAUUGCUACGCCUUCGCCACCAUCAAACCAUCCUGCAGCUACACAUGAUUUCUUCUCCGUAGAUCGUCUCCCUACUGCCGAAUCCUCGUGCUGCACUGCCUUCUGCUUGCCAUGAAGAGGAUACUUAUCAUACACAGGACAAGGAUACUAGUGUGCAGCUUCCGCCGCUCCAAUCUGAUCUUGAAGGCUCUCAAACUGUAUCAAGAGGCUUGCAUGAUAUCCCCGUUCACUCGUCACCGGUCUCUCCCUUCACUGCCUCUUUACUGCUCCCAGGGACACCCAUUUCGGACACCUCAGGGCGAAUUCCACAAACACCCUCAUCUUGCCCACCGUUGCCUGCCCAUCCAAUAAAUCCCACCUCCGUUCUAUAUCCCGACCAGCCACCUUCACCUAAGGUGUUCUGUGACCUUACACACGAGCAACUCCGCCUCGCAAUAAAGC